This is a messenger RNA of Rhizopus microsporus ATCC 52813, 985 nucleotides long. RefSeq names its product GINS complex, Sld5 component. Gene Ontology annotation, cellular component: GINS complex. The transcript has 7 exons. NCBI's taxonomy places the organism in Eukaryota, Fungi, Mucoromycota, Mucoromycetes, Mucorales, Rhizopodaceae. The record is from RefSeq and is a predicted model, not a curated record. Gene Ontology annotation, biological process: DNA-templated DNA replication; double-strand break repair via break-induced replication. The coding region runs from base 93 to 824 and encodes 243 amino acids.
GAACAAGUGCUAUUCUAAAGGAUAUUUUUAAAGGGACUCAUCGCGUCAUGAACUUGAAGUAAACGCGACAAUUUCAUUUUCCGAUAGAAGACAUGAAAAUGAGGGGCACACUUUUUUUGCUUUCUCUCUUGUCUCCUUUUUUUGUUAUAAUGAAUAGCACAAUAGAAGACUCAAGUUUUCCACAAACACAAGAUGACAUCUUCAAUUUGGCUGGUGCUUUAUCUCCAGGAGAACAAGUAAAAGAGUUGAUCGUAGUGUGGAUGAAUGAACGAAACAGUCCAGAGAUGCUACCCUAUAGAAAUGACUUGGUUGACUCACUCACAAAGGCUGUUGAACAUCAGUCUGAAAAAAUUUUUGAGCAAAUGGAAAUCAAUAUAGAUACGGAGUCCCGCUUUAUUCAAAUGAUACAGCAGACAGAAAUUGAACGAAUCAAGUAUCUGCUCAGAAGUUACCUGAGGACACGAUUAUUCAAGAUUGAAAAGUUUUCAUUGCAUUUAUUACGGCAACCUGAUGUACAUGAAAUACUAUCAGAAUCUGAAUACGGUUAUGCUCAAAAGUAUCAGGAACUUAUUGAAGCACAUGGAUACGCGGCCUUUCUUCACCAAUUACCUGUUUCUCAGCAAAGACAAGAUGAAGAAACCCCAGAAGGAAGCAUGGUUGUUCAACCCAAUUUAGACGCACCCGUCUUUGCAUCGGUCUUAGCUGAUCGAUUGAAUAUACAAACUGCUGGUGAAAUGCUAGAGUUAGAGAAGGGUGAUCUUUACAUGCUGCGUUAUAUUGAUGUCAGGGAUUUUUUAAGCUUGGGUCAAGUUAGACUUGUAUAAAUCCGACCUCACAUUGUUCUUUUUUUUUUCUUUCUUUUUGAUAUCAAUUGUACAUACUUCAAUACAUACAAGCAAAUUUGCCAAUAAAAACAUGGAACACGCUGGUGAUCGCAUCAAGGAAAAUCUCGAAUAUGCCAAAGGUCAAGCUAAAGAUGCUUUUG